Messenger RNA from Strongyloides ratti, 261 nucleotides. RefSeq lists its product as hypothetical. Lineage: Eukaryota; Metazoa; Nematoda; Chromadorea; Rhabditida; Strongyloididae. The record is from RefSeq and is a predicted model, not a curated record. The transcript has a single exon. The coding region runs from base 1 to 261 and encodes 86 amino acids.
AUGCUUGCGGAAAAGAUGUGCUUUACAAUAUCUAGUAGUCCAACACAGAAAAAAUUAUGCAAAAAUAAUUCCAUGGAAAGUAGCCCUAAUAGUAUAACAUGUAAAAGUAGAACUAACACGAAAAAACCUAGUAUUCAAGCAAUUUAUACAAAUAAAUUUAAACUGACAGAUGAAUACUUAGGAAUUAGAUAUGAUACAAAUUUACAUAAAGAUUUACUACUAAUAACUGCCUUUAACAAUAGAAAACUAUAUGGAAAGUAG